Messenger RNA from Terrapene triunguis (Three-toed box turtle), 1317 nucleotides. Its product is annotated as alpha-2Db adrenergic receptor-like. Gene Ontology annotation, cellular component: membrane. The transcript has a single exon. Gene Ontology annotation, molecular function: adrenergic receptor activity. Gene Ontology annotation, biological process: adenylate cyclase-activating adrenergic receptor signaling pathway. NCBI's taxonomy places the organism in Eukaryota, Metazoa, Chordata, Testudines, Emydidae. The coding region runs from base 1 to 1317 and encodes 438 amino acids. The record is from RefSeq and is a predicted model, not a curated record.
AUGGAGGGUCUGGCCUGGCCUGGGAAUGUAGCUGGGAUGGAGAAGGCCAGCGCCCCCGCUGCUCCCCUCAACGCGUCUGGAAACGACAGCAGAGGGCAGCCAGGGGCGGCCCCACACUCCCCCCUGGCCUCGGCGCUCAUCCUGCUGGCUGUGCUCUCCAUCAUCCUGGCCACGCUGCUGGGCAACGUGCUGGUGGUGGUGGCUGUCUUCACCAGCCGGGCCCUCAAGGCCCCGCAGAACCUCUUCCUGGUGUCCCUGGCUUCAGCCGACAUCCUCGUGGCCACCCUCAUCAUCCCCUUCUCCUUGGCCAAUGAGCUGCUGGGCUCCUGGGGCUUCGGCAGCCUCUGGUGCAGCCUCUACCUGGCGCUGGACGUGCUCUUCUGCACCUCCUCCAUCCUGCACCUGUGUGCCAUCAGCCUGGACCGCUACUGGGCCGUCACCAGGGCCACCAGGUUCAACCUCCAGAGGAGCCCCGGGAGAGUCAAGGUCACGAUCGGUGCCGUGUGGGCCAUCGCUGGCCUGGUCUCCGUGCCGGCCCUGUUCACGGCCCAGCCGCAGGCCAGGGAAUGCCUGCUGAACAACAAUACUUGGUACGUGCUGGCCUCCUGCACUGCCUCCUUCUUCGCCCCCUGCCUCAUCAUGCUUGCUGUGUACUGCAGGAUUUAUCGCAUCACCAAGCACAGGUGCUCCGGCAUCGUCUCUGCCAGGCCUGGCAUGGCCCAGCGCCCCUCCCGCGCCAGCUCCUGCUUGCCCACUGCCACCUGGAGCUGUGCAGAGCAGGACACAGGCACAGAGCAGGGCGGCCAGUGUGCCCACAAACUGGGGUCAGCUUGUCUCUGCAGGCAGUGGCCAGAGGAGAACAACGGCGCCAGUGCCAGCCCGAGAAGGCUCAGGAGGCCUUCCUGGGCACUGGCUCGAGGCCCCCAGCGGUGGAGUGAGCAGCAGAGCAUGUCCAGCUCCAGGAGACGGCUGGUGCAGGCGCGGGAGCGCAGGUUCACCUUUGUCCUGGCCGUGGUGAUCAGUGCCUUUGUCCUGUGCUGGUUCCCCUUCUUCUUCACCUACAGCCUGGAGUCGCUGUGCGGGGACCGCUGCCGCAUCUCCAAGCGCCUCUUCAGCUUCUUCUUCUGGAUUGGCUACUGCAACAGCUGCCUCAACCCAGUCAUCUACACCGUCUUCAACAGGGACUUCCGCAGAGCCUUCCGCAGGCUCCUCUCCAAGGCCCCGCGCUGCCACCGUCCUGGGCUGGACCCUGGCACUGCUCCCCCGCUAGGCCAGACCCCAGCAAGGCCCCUGCGCCACUGUCCCCUGCUGGGCUGA